Molecule: messenger RNA, 1693 nt
Organism: Salpingoeca rosetta
Lineage: Eukaryota; Choanoflagellata; Craspedida; Salpingoecidae
Exons: 15
Coding region: 51-1490 (479 amino acids)
Molecular function (GO): protein binding
Source: RefSeq, a predicted model, not a curated record
AUCAACAACAACAACAAACAACAGCAAACAACAAACGAAUAACGGCAAAGAUGAGGAUGCAAAACAACCGUGUUGCUGUGGUGUUGGCAGUUGUGGUGGCAGCUAUCAGCGCUCCAUGGCAGUGCACGGCAACGUCUGUUGCUGAGCUGUGUACGCCACGCCGCUUCUUCGCUUACGCUGCUCACGGGGACACCAAUUCCUUGGACACCUGCAUCAACUAUGAUUCUAGUCUGGUGGACCAGCAAGAUGCCGUGGGAUGCAGCCCAUUGAUUGCCGCAGCGUUCAAUGGCCACGAGCACGCCGCGCUCACCCUCUAUCGGCGAGGUAGCCCAGUGGAUGCAAGGUGUAACAACAACUACAACGCAGUCGCAUAUGCUCGCUUGAACAGCCACGACGCCAUUGCUGCGGCACUGAUCCGAUUUGGGGCGGCGGAUAUGCGCAUUCCAGAACACCUCGCACCGUGUUCACCAGAAGAAUGGAGCGUGGCUGUUCGCUCCGGCAAUAUGAACAAAGCAGAAGAAUGUGUUCUGGCGGGGUUUGAUGUGAACCGGCCACUGGACGCCGGCUGUCCCGCCAUCGUCUCUGCUGCCAUCAAUGGAAACGCGGACGCGGUGCAGUAUCUGGCUGCGCGUGGCGCACAUGCUGAUGGCGCAUGCUCUGAUGGAAGCACACCGCUCAUGCACGCCGCUCGCCGAGGCGAUGUGGCCAUGGUCAAGGUGCUCACGGCUGUUGGCGCUGAUAUUGAAGCGGAGACACCAGCAAACAAGUGGACUGCACUCACAUUCGCCACAACCAAUGGUCAAAUCGAGGUAGCCAAGUAUCUUCAUCGCCUUGACAUGGACUUUGAGGAGCGUGAGUGGACGGGCACGCCGCUCAUGUGGGCAGCCGCCAUGGGCCAGGAGGACAUGCUCCAGCACCUCCUCAAGUCAAAUCGCAAGUCGUGGAAGGCGUUGGAGACGCGCGAUGAACACGGCCAGACAGCUGUGAUGUGGGCUGCGCAGACAGGCCACUUGGGCUGCCUGAUGCAACUGGUGCAAGCUGGUGCCACCCUGCAGGUCACAACACAUGCUGGCUGGACCCCGCUCAUGGCCGCAGCCUACGAAGGACACCACGGCAUUGUCGAGUACCUCCUGCGUAACGGCGCCGACAAGGACGCGCGCGACAAAGGGGGAUGGACCGCUAUCAUGUGGGCGAUUGUUGGCAACAAGCGAGAAAUUAUGCAACAGCUGCUUGACAGCGGGGCCUCUGUUGCACCAACAGUCCACGGCUGGUCGCCGAUCCUGGUCGCGGCAGCCACAGGCAACGAGCAGCUGUUCACGCUAAUGAUCCAGAAUGGCCAGGACCUGAUGUCGCAUCUUGACAAUGGGGCAACAGGCGAGGACAUUGCACGCCAGCACGGCCACCAUCGCCUCGCCGAACACCUCCGCCACAUGUUCAACGCCCGCCGCAGAUACACAGAGGGCGGCAACGAAGGCCACGAUGAGCUCUGAAACGCAAACGCGGAGAGGAAGGACUGGCAAUUAUGACACUUCAGCAUGGCCUUGAUCUGACACAGCUCUGCUCGGACACAACAGCCACGGCAAACAAAACAAAAACCACAUUGUGUGUUGGUGACGGUGGUGGUGUGAGAUGAUGGGCGUGGUACGAACCGGGGGUCAGUGGCGGCGACGCACUCCAGUAAAUCCACAUGCAC